Brettanomyces nanus is the source of this 459-nucleotide messenger RNA. RefSeq names its product nucleoside diphosphate kinase (gene NDK1). The transcript has a single exon. Gene Ontology annotation, molecular function: nucleoside diphosphate kinase activity. Bases 1 to 459 code for a protein of 152 amino acids. The record is from RefSeq and is a predicted model, not a curated record. Gene Ontology annotation, biological process: GTP biosynthetic process; UTP biosynthetic process; CTP biosynthetic process. NCBI's taxonomy places the organism in Eukaryota, Fungi, Ascomycota, Pichiomycetes, Pichiales, Pichiaceae.
AUGUCUAAUAACGAAAGAACUUUCAUUGCUGUUAAACCAGACGGAGUCCAAAGAGGUAUCUACCCAGAAGUUUUGAAAAGAUUCACUCAGAGAGGCUUCAAGUUGGUGGGUAUCAAGCUAACCUUGGCCAAUGAACCUUUGUUGAGAACGCAUUACGCCGAUUUACAACAGAAACCGUUUUUCCCAUCUCUCUUGUCCUAUAUGAUGUCUGGCCCUAUACUUGCUACUGUUUGGGAGGGUAAGGAUGCUGUUAAACAAGGAAGAGCAAUGUUAGGUGCUACGAAUCCAUUGAACUCUGCUCCUGGUACCAUAAGAGGAGACUUUGCCAUAGAUAUGGGCAGAAAUGUCAUUCACGGCUCUGAUUCCGUCGAAAAUGCCAAGAAGGAGAUUGCGUUGUGGUUCAGGCCCGAGGAAUUGGUCGACUCUAAGUCCACUUUGGCCUCUUGGAUCUACGAAUAG